Exophiala bonariae is the source of this 846-nucleotide messenger RNA. RefSeq lists its product as uncharacterized. NCBI's taxonomy places the organism in Eukaryota, Fungi, Ascomycota, Eurotiomycetes, Chaetothyriales, Herpotrichiellaceae. Gene Ontology annotation, molecular function: hydrolase activity. Bases 1 to 846 code for a protein of 281 amino acids. The transcript is spliced from 2 exons. The record is from RefSeq and is a predicted model, not a curated record.
AUGUCCUACUAUGUCUCGCCCGACUUCAACACCAAGAUCAACAGUGAUCCUGACCUCCCCAUUCUCAUGCUGGUCCACGGAUUUCCCGACCACGCAUACAUGUGGGCAGGCGCCGUCCCUCAUCUCUCCAGUCUCGGUUACCCGAUGAUCCUCCCGGACCUCCUGGGGUUCGGGGGCUCAUCCAAACCCACUAAGCCAUCACUCUACAACUACCGCCAACAAGCUGACUCACUCUCCCAGAUCCUCGACCAAGAAGGCGUGACAGGAAAACGCGUCAUCCCGAUCGGCCACGACUGGGGCAGCGCGACCUCACAACGCUUCUAUCUCUACCACCGGGACCGCUGCAUGGGGUUGUGCCUCCUGAGCCUGGCAUAUCAAAUCCCCACUUCGUCGCGUUUUUCCCUGUCUACCGCAAACGAAGAGACCACUAAGCGCUUCGGCUAUCCACAGUGGGAGUACUGGGAGUUCUUCACGGCGCCGGACGCGCCAGAAGUGAUGCGCCUCAACCUCGAACGCUUCUGGGAGGUCAACAACGGGCUGUAUUCCUCGCCGUUGCCGGAGGAAAAGGGCCGUGAUAUCUGGAUGCGCGAAAUGUUCUGUACUAAAGACGCUAUGCGUGAGUAUAUCACUAGAACUGGAAAGUAUGCCGGCGGGUACACGGUGCCACUGAAGAAUUAUCCCGACGGCGAGAAAUUGAAGCAGGAUUUCAUAAAGAGAAUGUCGCGCGACGGGUUCGAGGGGCCGGUGUGCUAUUAUCUCAGCUUGGCGAAUAAUACGAUGAUUGAGGAUGAGAAGUUGUUAUGUGAGAAAGAUGAAAACGGUAGGGACAAGAGGGUCAGUCAUUGA